This is a messenger RNA of Sinocyclocheilus grahami, 1388 nucleotides long. RefSeq names its product serine and arginine rich splicing factor 1b (gene srsf1b). Lineage: Eukaryota; Metazoa; Chordata; Actinopteri; Cypriniformes; Cyprinidae. The record is from RefSeq and is a predicted model, not a curated record. Gene Ontology annotation, cellular component: cytoplasm; nucleus. Bases 226 to 969 code for a protein of 247 amino acids. The transcript is spliced from 4 exons. Gene Ontology annotation, molecular function: mRNA binding.
CGUAUCCUUCCGCGGAGCGUCGCGAGCGUGUGCUGAGGGAGAAAGGGACGGCGCCAUAUUGGGAGGGAUCGUAUUGUUUUUCUUUGGUAGAUAAACGUUUUGAAUGUAACCAGUAGCAUUAGUUGGUGAACGUUUAUAGAUACAGCAGUGCUAAAGGAUUUCUUUCAUAUCACCUAACGAAUCCUUACAAAUUCUCAACGGCGUUUGUGAGACUUCUGGUUGAAAAUGUCUGGCGGUGUAAUUCGAGGGCCUGCAGGGAACAACGACUGUCGGAUAUACGUAGGUAAUUUACCCCCCGAUAUUCGCACCAAGGACGUAGAGGAUGUGUUUUAUAAAUACGGAGCCAUUCGGGAUAUCGACCUUAAAAACAGAAGAGGAGGUCCGCCGUUUGCAUUCGUGGAGUUCGAGGACCCGAGAGAUGCAGAGGAUGCUGUACAUGGACGAGAUGGCUAUGACUAUGAUGGCUAUCGUCUUCGAGUGGAGUUCCCAAGGAGUGGCAGGGGAGGUGGAAGAGGUGGAGGUGGAGGAGGUGGUGGUGGAGUUGGAGCUCCCAGAGGCAGAUAUGGCCCUCCAUCCAGGCGUUCAGAGUACAGGGUCAUAGUGUCAGGACUUCCUCCUAGUGGCAGCUGGCAGGACCUUAAGGAUCACAUGCGUGAAGCAGGUGAUGUAUGUUAUGCUGACGUUUUCCGGGACGGCACCGGCGUUGUGGAGUUUGUGCGCAAAGAAGACAUGACCUACGCCGUUCGAAAGCUGGAUAACACUAAGUUCCGGUCACAUGAGGGGGAGACGGCUUACAUUCGCGUAAAGGUGGAUGGCCCGCGCAGCCCCAGUUAUGGGCGUUCGCCCUCUCGCAGCCGCAGCAGGAGUCGCAGCCGGAGCAACAGCCGCAGUCGCAGCUACUCCCCACGCCGCAGCCGAGGAUCACCACGUUACUCGCCCCGCCACAGCCGCUCCCGUUCCCGCACCUAAACAUCCACAUCCCAGCUAGUUGGCUGGCCACAAUCAUAUACACCCUGUGUCGCCCUCUAUUGGACCCACUGUUGUACUUCAUUGUUCUCUUGACUUGUUUCGUCUCUCCACUUUCCCCAGGUUGCUUUCUCUCAUUUUUGGUUUGUUUUAUUUUUUUUAGGGACUGUCAUUCUGCUAAUGACAUCUACGUGUAGCUAAGUAGAUGUUCUCCUUUCUCUUCUUUCUUUCCCGUCAAUCCUCUUUUUUUUAUUUUUGUUUGUUGUCUCCUAUCCCAUGACCCUGUUGUGUCUUUGUCUUGCAUUCCCAUUUUAACUGGAUCUUCAUACUCAUCCCUUGUGACACAAGGAACAUGUUGAAAUGCUUUAAAUAGUUGUAUUAAUUAAUUAAUACUGUUUUAUUUUGUUAAUGAUGCUUCAUUA